Durusdinium trenchii is the source of this 2346-nucleotide messenger RNA. The record is from the annotation of a GenBank genome assembly. NCBI's taxonomy places the organism in Eukaryota, Dinophyceae, Suessiales, Symbiodiniaceae.
GGGGGUGCCACUGCUGCAUCAAAUUGAGGUGUCCCACCGCACAAAGCGAGAGCAGUGCCGAUGGAAGAUGUCCGGCCCGGAAGCUCUGCGUCCAGUUCCAGCCGAGCUCCUCGCGCCAAAGGCUUGCGUCGUUUGGCGCUUCUGACGCUCACGGGUCUCGCAAUACCUCGGCAGACUUUCCUUGCGCCUCGUAACGUUGCGAGACUUGCAACACCUGACCCAUCUGUGCAACUUGCGUACAAGGAAGGGAGAGGCGACGAUUUUGUUGAGGAGGAUGAAGAUGACUUGGAAGAAAUUGAUAUGGAUACAAUGUCCUCGUUUGCUUCUGACAAGGAUGAUGCACCUUCACGCUUUAAGCCAGACAUGGAUCAGAAGUUUAAGCGAACUGGCUUUUUCGAUCGGAAAGAUCUUUCUCGGCUGGAUGUGUCAGAGUUCGACAAGAAUGGUGCUUUGCGAAAGCUGUCGAUCGAGCAGCUGGAAGCACGUUUGGAGAAGAGAUAUCAAGCCUCUACACGUGCUAAAGUUCUACCAAAGCGUUCGGAGGAGGCGGUGCCAAAGGUCCCGACAGAGAGCCGUCAAAGUGAUGUUGAUGAUUUCGAUCUCUAUUGGAAGCCACCAAUGCGAAAAUUGCGACCUGCACAGCCACGACCAAUGCCAGCUCAGUCUGGCAUGCAGAAGUGGGAACCAGUGGAACUGUCUCCACCAAUGAAACCAGAAGAGGAGGCUAAAAGCGCUAAAGGGAGACCGGGAAGCUUGCAAUCUUGGCUUUUGACCGACCAGGCCAGACCCAGAAACCAAGCAGCAAAGGAAGAGAAGCAGAAUUCCAAAGUGUCAAACUCCAAAGACCGAGUUGGCAAUUCAAAGUUUCGAAAGAUGUACAAGGCUGUGAUGCGAAACUACUCCGCUUUGCCUUGGGAUCGUGUUGAAGGGCAAACAAGCUGGUUGGAUCCAGCAAACAAGACCUGGCAGGAGUUGGGCAUGUGCUCAGAAGAAAGCCGGGAAAUGUUGGAGCUCAUGGCAGAGUUGGGAGUGCACACUCCCAACAGAUUGCAGGGACUAGCAUUGCCCGAAAUAAUUUCAGGAAAGGACGUGAUGCUGACUUCAACCACCGGAUCUGGCAAAACACUGGCCUUCUUGCUGCCACUGCUGGAGCGGUUCAUCCUUCCACUGGCGAAGACUGGUCUCUCAAGUCAGAAGUCUUCGCUUCCGCACCAUUUGGCGCCCAAGAUCUUGUCCAAGCCCAGAAUUUUGGUGGUGGCACCCGGCCGCGAAUUGUCUCAACAAACAACGCGUGUUAUCCUCGAUUUGCUGAACCCUUUUAGUCCUAUGUUGAACGUCACCAAUCUGGUGGGGAAAGAUAACCACAAGCGCCAGGAUGAAGCCCUGAGAGACAGGCAGCCAGUCAUUGUUGUGGGCACUCCUGGAAAGCUGAUGGACCAUGCGAUGGAAGGCCGACUCAUAUUGAACGAGCUGAAUGCUGUGGUCAUUGAUGAAGUUGACGCGCUCUUGAGCAUGUCACGCAAGGACCAUGUUCAGCUCCUUCUUCAGCACCUGGGAAUCAACGACCAAGCUCAGCGCAUCCUUGUCUCUGCCAGUGGGUCAAUGGAAGGUGAUGCUUUGGGCUUCGCAGAGGCAAUCUUAAGAGAUGGUUGGAAGCUUGUGGGUCCGCGACAUCGCAUGGAGUUGCCGAAGCGCGUGCUUCACCUGGUCAACGGGGCUCCGGAUGUGACAAAAAAGUUGGCCUUCAUCCAGCGCUUGUCUACAUCAGAUCCAGAAGUCAACAGCAUGAUUGUGUUUUGCAACAACCAUGAGCGUGUCAGAAAGGUGGCAGAGCAAUUGAAUGAGCGCAACAUCCUGACAGACUUCCUGACAGGAAAUAGAUCCAAGGAAGCUCGUGACAAAGCCAUCAGCAACUUUGCAACAAAUGAGGUUCAAGCUCUUGUGGCUACCGAUGCUGCUAUGCGAGGUUUGGACUUCAGGCAAAUGCCAAGCGAAUUUGUUCACCGAAGCAAUGAAAAUUACUUUGCCGCAAGGGAUGUGACUCACGUGGUGAACUUUGAAUUGCCUGGUGAUGCCGCCACAUAUGCACAUCGUGCUGGCCGCUGUGGUCGAAUGGGCUACAAUGGCAUUGUGAUAAGCCUGGCAUCUGGUGGUUACAUGAACAAGAGGCUUCGCAGCUACUCUCGUGCUCUCGACUUUGAGCUGAUCGAGGCUAACGUGAAUGACGGAGAGCUUGGGGCAGACCUGGGCAUGAUGUACGGUCCCGAGAAACGAAAGCGAUGAUGAUUAGAUGAAAAAGAAACCAUUGAGUCAAGACGUGUUCGGGCCUGAAGGAGGAAAAGGAAA